AUAACAGACUUAUAGCAAGUGUGCAAUCUCUACAGGUUUUAGUCCAAAGGCCAAAAAACCCCCUUAAAAUUGCUUUAGUUUUGUUAAGAUGGGAAUUGAGAUAGGGAGCGUCAGGAGGAUUACUGGAGGCUGGGGCAUGGCUAUAAAGAUAUGUGACAUAUGUAGAUCAACAUCGGCGGCUAUUUUUUGCCGUGUCGAUUCGGCUUUUAUGUGUCUGAAUUGUGAUUCCAGGAUCCAUUCCGGUACCAACAAUCUCGGUUCUGUUCGUCAUGAGCGGGUGUGGAUGUGCGAGGUGUGUGAGCAGGCGCCUGCUGCUGUUACUUGCAAGGCCGAUGCUGCUGCCCUUUGUGUCACUUGUGAUGCCGAUAUCCACUCUGCUAAUCCCCUGGCUCGUCGUCAUGAGCGUGUCCCUGUCGAGCCUUUCUUCGAUUCUGCGGAUUCUAUCGUCAAAUCUUCUCCAUUCAGCUUUCUCGUCCCGACCACCACGGAUCAUGAUGGGACCGAUUGCUGCAGACAAGAGGAUGUAGAAGAGGGAGGUUCUUGGUUGUUGCCUAAUCCGAAACUUGCCAUGGAGACUAACGAAGUUAAAGCUGCUGGUGGUGAUUUGUUCUUCUCCGACAUGGAUCCAUUCAUCGAUUUCGAGUACCAGAACAUGUUUCAAGUUCAACACGAUCAUCACAGCGCAGCUGCGGAUAGUUUAGUUCCAGUUCAGACCAAACCAGUCAUCAACAAUGAAAAUUGUUUCGAAAUCGAAUUCUGUCGAUCCAAGCCGCCUACUUUCGGCUUCCAAACUCGGUCUCUCAGCCAUAGCGUUUCUUCAUCUUCGCUCGAUGUAGGAGUAGUUCCAGACGGGAAUUCAAUGUCCGACAUGUCGUAUUCUUUCGGACGAACCAUGACCGAUUCAAGCGGACCGAUGUCGGCCACCACGACAUGUGGCCUAGCAGGCGGGAUGGAUCGUGAGGCUAGAGUUUUAAGGUACAGAGAGAAGAGAAAGAACAGGAAAUUCGAGAAAACAAUCCGAUACGCCUCACGAAAGGCGUACGCUGAGUCGAGGCCGAGAAUCAAAGGCCGUUUUGCCAAAAGGACUCAAACCGACAACGACAUCGGCAUCAUCUUUAACUCAGCAUCUGCUGCCGGAUUCAUGUCUGAGACCAAGUUUGGUAUCGUCCCAUCCUUUUGAAGGUUGAAGAAGAAGACAUGGUCCUGUAAUAUUCAACUGUUAUUUUUAUCCAGCAACUAGAAUAACCGUAUAAGUCCAUUGAAGUUAAGCAAAUCAAAAUUCUGUGUUUAAAUUCUGUUUUUAUGUAAAAAGAAGAAGUAAUGUA
Hibiscus syriacus is the source of this 1325-nucleotide messenger RNA. RefSeq names its product zinc finger protein CONSTANS-LIKE 5-like. The record is from RefSeq and is a predicted model, not a curated record. Gene Ontology annotation, molecular function: zinc ion binding; protein binding. Lineage: Eukaryota; Viridiplantae; Streptophyta; Magnoliopsida; Malvales; Malvaceae. Gene Ontology annotation, biological process: regulation of photoperiodism, flowering; regulation of flower development. The transcript has 2 exons. Bases 89 to 1180 code for a protein of 363 amino acids. Gene Ontology annotation, cellular component: nucleus.